AUGUCUAACCUAAAGCUGAAAGAGGCAAGCUUGUCUUACCUUGACAGGAGUGGAGGCCUUCAGAAAUUUAAAGAUGAUUGCAAGCACUAUAAUGAGUCAAAGCAAAGUUAUGCUGUAUAUAGGUUCCAUAUUUCAAUAAAUCCUUCUGACCCUUGUUGAAUUGGAUGCAGUUCUUGGAAAUAUAUUUUACACGAACCUUUGAAAGCUGCUCAACUCUUUCAAUCAGUUUGUUUUGUAGCUGUUAAAACUCUUUCUUAUCGAACAGUACAGACUGAACUCAAAUUAAUAUAGUGCCUGAAAUUAACACAUUUGCCUCUUCUGCCAAGUUAUGAGCUUGACCUUUGUGAGUUUCCAUUUGAUUACCUCACUCAGAGGUUUUAUAUGGUACAAGGAAUAAUAAUUGCAAUGACAACAGUAACUAAAUAUACACACGGAGCAAGAUUCCUUUGUUCAGAUGAAACAUGCACCUCUCUCGAAGGAUUUCAAUAUAUAAGAGUGCAUGUGCCUGGUGCCACAGAAUCCACAACAGUGAGAAAUGAUUUCUUGUGUAAUCUGUGUACCUCCCCACUUCGAGAAGACAGGAAGUUUAGAGUACUUGGUGAUAAACAGAUAGCUGAAAUAAUCACAGCAAAGUCACUUACUGCUUCAGGAUGUCCCAACAAUCAGCCAAUGAGAUUUCAGUCUCUUCCAGUUUUCCUAAGAGAUGAAUUAAGCAAUAAAAUCAAAAAGGAAGUGACUAUAUAAAUUGUUGGAAUUCCAACUAGUGUUAAAAACUCUUCACAAACCACUGUAUGUAUAGAGGCCAACAGCAUAAAUUUGUACAGCCCAAAAGUUCCUUCUGGUAUUAGUGACAACUUCAGGUAUCUCCUGUCCUUGACUUCAAGCUCAUGCUGGAAAUUUACAGCUAUACUAGCCAACAUUUUUGCAUCACAGAUCAUUCCUCCAGGGACUUACAACGUGUUAAAACUUUGUUUGCUGAUGAGUCUAGUACAGACGAAUGAUAGAAACAAAGAAGUUGAAGAUUACCUAGACAUUUUAAUUGUAACAAGUGAUAUACUACUUAUAGACAGGCUUUUGAACUUCUGUGUAUGUCUUGUGCCUCGUGGUAUACGUCAUCCAAUGUCUAGUGAAAUUUUCCCCACUCUAUCCAGAGAUAAAUAUGGAACUGGAGUUGCUAGCAUUCAAGCUUGCAGUGCCUUACUAGCCAAAGAUGGCAUCUGCUACAUAGGAGACUUAUCAUCACAUAAAAAAGAUAAACUUGAACUGCUUCAAUCUGUUUUAGAAAGUAGAAGCAUUACAGUGCAUAUUCCUGGAAAGAAGUAUGGAGAUGGUGUUGAUCAGCAAGUUACCUUCUCAGUUCAGUCCAGUUUUUGGUCUUUUAUUGAUGUGGACUCAUCCUCAAAGAGACAUGUACAUAGAAACAGCACUUUAAUUGGUCAAGUGGAUUUCAGUUUGAUUCCCUCUAACCUUACGGAUGCAUUUGGACUAUUGAUUUAUUGUAAUGAAUCAUCUCCUUGCCACUCAGUUCUUCCUUCUGUACAACACAGUUUAAAAAAAGCCAUUGAGCCUGAAAAGGUGUUUUAUGAAGCUUCUAAAAAGUUUACAGAACAAGAUUAUGAAAAGCUAAUUGCGUUUGCAAAGAAUCUGCAUGUAGAGAUCAGUUUGGAGGCAGAAAAAAUGAUUCAUGGCUAUUACCUAGCAAGUCGCAGAAUCAGGACAGAUUCUAUACAUGGAUCAAAGCUAUCGACAUCAGCACUGAAAUGUUUAGUUUCUCUAUCUGAAGCACAUGCUAGGUUGAGUUUAAGAAAUCUGGUGCUUAAAGAAGAUGUUUUAAUUGCAGUUUUAUUAUUUGAAACAUCUCUGACGCUGAAAUAUGGGGCUGCUGCAUUUUGUAUAGCUCCAAAUGCAGUAUUUCCAUUUGAACUCUGUGGUGAAGAACAUUUAGAGCAAAGGGAUAUUUAUUUAAUUCAGUGCCAACAACAGCUUCAAGAGUUUAUUUCAGCAUACGCACCAGGUUCAGUUAUUGCUACAAGUGAGGAAUAGUCAUGUUUGGUAUUUUGGGCUUGUGGUGGAAAAAACUAUAAAAAGAUGUCCAACUUUGGGAACAAACUAAAAAUUGUAUUUCAAACCUCUAAAAAUGCAAAGUUGACCAAAUGCUAGUUCUAAGGAGACCAAAAGAAGUCAUGAUAUAACAAGAAUUAUAAUUGACAAGUCAAGGAAUAAGCAAAGUUGCCACGUGUAACCCUGCAAGAGAAGCAUUUCUGGGCAUGUCGUAGCAGAGAAGGGAUGAAAAUAGUGUUUCGUUCUGUGAAAUGUUAUCAGGUUUUAAAAGGUGUAAUUCAUGCCACAAGAUGGAAACAUUUAAAUAGUGAAAUGAUUGUACUAGGUGGAUCCAGCCUCAGACACUUUGACACUUACUAGCUGUGACCCUGGGCAAAUCACUUAACCCUCAUUGCCCUGACCCCACCAACCCCCCCCCCAAAAGAAAAAAAUGAUGUUGGCACAAAUUCAUGAAGUUUAAAAUUUAUGUAAUUUUCAGAUAUUGUUAGCUGGGGCACUGACAAAGUGGAUUAAGAUCUUAGUUCUAGGUAAAGUUAAAGUCUCAAAAAUAAACAUGUAGAGGAACCAGCUCAAAGCUUGUUUCACAUUUAUUAACAUAGCUUUUAAAUAACUAUUGG
Dromiciops gliroides (monito del monte) is the source of this 2678-nucleotide messenger RNA. It is a transcript of the gene MCMDC2, whose product is annotated as minichromosome maintenance domain containing 2. Gene Ontology annotation, biological process: double-strand break repair via break-induced replication. Lineage: Eukaryota; Metazoa; Chordata; Mammalia; Microbiotheria; Microbiotheriidae. Gene Ontology annotation, molecular function: ATP binding; DNA binding; single-stranded DNA helicase activity. The record is from RefSeq and is a predicted model, not a curated record.